Messenger RNA from Lodderomyces jiufengensis, 732 nucleotides. RefSeq names its product ubiquitin-specific protease. Gene Ontology annotation, molecular function: cysteine-type deubiquitinase activity. Gene Ontology annotation, cellular component: cytoplasm. Bases 1 to 732 code for a protein of 243 amino acids. The transcript has a single exon. The record is from RefSeq and is a predicted model, not a curated record. Lineage: Eukaryota; Fungi; Ascomycota; Pichiomycetes; Serinales; Debaryomycetaceae. Gene Ontology annotation, biological process: protein deubiquitination; ubiquitin-dependent protein catabolic process.
AUGACUGAUUCAAAACAAAUUAUACCAUUAGAAUCAAAUCCAACAAUUUUUACAGAAUUGGCAUAUAAAUUAGGACUUUCACCAAUAUUACAAUUUCAUGAUGUUUAUUCAUUAACAGAUCCAGAUUUAUUAUCUUUUUUACCACAACCUAUAUUUGGCAUUAUAUUACUUUUCCCAUUAACUACAAACUAUGAAACAUAUAGACAAAAUGAAGAUUCUCAACAUCCAAAAUAUGAAAAUGAAAAUAAUAAUAAAAUAUUAUGGUUAAAACAAACUAUUGGAAAUGGAUGUGGAUUAUAUGCAUUAUUACAUAUCUUAAUUAAUUUACUGUCUGAUUUAAAUUUAUCAAAUUCGCAGAUUAAUGAUUUAAUAAAUAAUUUAAAAGGUCAAAAUUUAUCAGUAGAAGAAAUAAGUCUUAUAAUUGAAAAAUUAGAAAAAAAUUUAAAAACUGAUGAAAAUUUUGGUUCAAAGGGUCAAACUGAAGCUCCACCUGCUGAUUCAUCAAUAAAUUUACAUUUUAUAAGUUUUAUAAGGGGAAAAAAUAAUCAUUUAUAUGAAUUAGAUGGUAGAAGAAAUGGUCCUAUUGAUUUAGGUGAAAUAAGUGAUUUAGGAAAAAAUAAUUUAAUUAAUGAAUCAAAAUUGGUUGAAAAAAUUCAAUUUUAUAUUGAUAAUGCUGAUGAAGAGAAUAAACAUAAUUUUGCAAUUAUGGCAUUAGGACCUACAUUGGAUUAA